This is a messenger RNA of Abrus precatorius (Indian licorice), 522 nucleotides long. Its product is annotated as zinc-finger homeodomain protein 5-like. The transcript has a single exon. The record is from RefSeq and is a predicted model, not a curated record. Gene Ontology annotation, molecular function: transcription cis-regulatory region binding; DNA-binding transcription factor activity. Bases 1 to 522 code for a protein of 173 amino acids. Gene Ontology annotation, biological process: regulation of developmental process; regulation of DNA-templated transcription. NCBI's taxonomy places the organism in Eukaryota, Viridiplantae, Streptophyta, Magnoliopsida, Fabales, Fabaceae. Gene Ontology annotation, cellular component: nucleus.
AUGUCUGGUAUCAACGUCAACCUUCCAGCAAGAGCUUUUGCUUUUGAGCAAAGCGUGGUGUACAAGGAGUGCAAGCACAACCAUGCAGCGUCACUGGGCCGAGUUUCCUAUGAUGGAUGCCAUGAGUUCCUCCAAGGGUGCGAUGAGAACAAUCCCAUGCUUUGUGCUGCUUGCGGGUGUCACCGCAGCUUUCACCGCAAACUCACCGUUUACAAUCCCAUAGCCCAAACUCAAAUGGAUAACGUUGUGAAUGCAACGAGUCCAUCACUUGCAGGUCGCGUUGAUACCCCCGAAGUGCAGAAGAUGAAGCCAAAGAGGAAGAAGAGAACGAUGUUCACGCCGGAGCAAAGGAACCGGAUGAUGAGGUUUGCAGAGAGGUUGGAGUGGAGACCUCAAAGGAAUAACAAUGACGAAAUUCAACGUUUCUGCUUAGAGAUGGGAAUCAGCCGCAGAAUGUUUCUGGUGUGGCUCAGCAACAAUCGUCGCCGAGCUACGCAAAAUUCUACAACAUCAGUGAAUUGA